CUACCUUUUUGGCCUCAGCAUGUUCCUGUCUGCCGUUUCCGUUCGCUUCUUCACCGAUUGCUGCAGCAGGAAAUGAUCUUCUAAAGGCUUGUCGAUGUGUCUCACUCCUGGGUGCUUUCAUUCGACGACAGUCCCAAUAUUCUUGGCCAUUGCACCUCUAGCUGAACCCUCGGUCGCGGCAAUUCAAGCCAGUCCCGCACUAGCCCGCUUAUCAGUCUGGGGUUCUGUUCGCCGAGCUUGUCACAACCUCGACAAUGGAGGACAAUGCCGAACUCGAGUCAUUUCGACGCCAGUGGCGCGAAGAAGUUGCGCAGCGGACCAAACAUUCUAGGCCUACCCCUGCGCAACCAAGGCCGUCCAAGCCUUCGACAACCCCGUCGAGCCAUUUACCACCUACCCGCCAUGAGGCAUCGCAGCGUGAAGAAGAGCAUGGAGGCGCAGAUUCUGUCGAUCAUAGCGAGAUAAUCCAUGGAAUGGGUCAGCUGAGUGUACACCACGCCGAUGAAGAUGCUUUCCAUCCUCCCGCGUCUCGAGAAGAACCCAAAUCGGCUCUAGAGCACUUCGAGCGAGCGGUUGAGAAGGAGGCAGAAGGCAAACUCGGAGACAGUGUACAACACUAUCGUAAAGCAUACAGGUUGGACUCUGCAGUCGAUAAGACAUACCGUAACAAAUACUUCGCCGCGGCGUGGAAGAAAUCUGCACAGGCUCCUUCUUCUGGCGUUACUCCUAGCAAGUCGGCCGAUCAGCAAAGUCAAAAUGAGACCCCGAUCCUGCCGACGCCCGAGCUCAUCGCAUCUUUCGCUCACCUUCCGAUUCCUCAAGCGGAACCAUUAAUUGAGAACACACCUCCUCCACCGUGUCCCAUUUCUGAAGUCCCGUCAGAGGUUCUGGUUGAAAUACUGAGACAUGUGGCACUGAUGGACCCGGCGACUCUCUGUCGGAUGGCACUGGUCUGCAAGCGCUUUGCCUACCACUUCGCACAUGAGCAGCAUAUUUGGAGGCGACUGUGCCAAGGCUCGGAGUUUGGUUUCAAAUCCAUGCACUACGCAUUUGCUUGCGAUAUCCACGGCAACCCCGAACAUAAUCUAGGACCACGAUACACACCGUUUCCUCAGUCGAUGCCGGUUCAGAUUCCUGAACCUCUGUCUUCGUGGAGCGAAGUUUUUCAGGUGCUCCCCCGGAUUCGGUUCACGGGGAUUUACAUUAGCACAGUCAACUACACGCGCCCAGGUGCUGCUGCAGCGUACCAGAGUGUCUCCUGGAACAGUCCAAUUCAUAUUGUCACCUACUACCGAUACCUUCGCUUCUAUCCAGACGGCUCCGUCGUCUACUUACUUACCACAGUGGAACCCCGCGAGGUGGUGCCUCACAUCAGCAAAGAGAAUGUCAAGAUUGCCCGAGCGACGACUCACAAGCAACAUCCACGCCACACUUCGGAUGCCACUGUAACCGCCGACGCGCUCGAUCCCAUUCCGCAUAUCGCGCUGGAAGCGUUGAGACACGCCUACCGGGGCCGCUGGCGCUUGGCCAAGCCUGUCUCCGACUCCGAUUCAUCUUCUGAAGACGCGCCAGUUGAAAUCUCCACUGCGUAUAAGUCAUUGCCUGAAAAAGCAGCCGCGUCCCCUUCAGAUCCUCGAGACCUUAUAAUAGAAACCGAAGGUGUGGGCCCGAAGUACAUGUAUCUCUUGCAGCUGUCGCUCCGGUCGACACCUGCAGCCAAAUCGAACCAGCCCAACGUCUCACCAUCGAACCCAUCGAAAAAUACGAAGUUGACCUGGAAGGGUUACUGGAGCUAUAACAAACUCACCGACGAUUGGGCUGAGUUCGGUCUCAAGAAUGAUCGCUCGUUUGUCUUCCGGCGCGUUCGAGACUGGGGCCUGAACUGAACGAAGCAUAUGUGGACAUGAAUUCCCUUGGAUUGAUUUGGCUCAAAACUCGAGUUGAUAAGAUAUUCCCGGUCAGAUAGUAGAGUCAGCUUAGAUAUAUAUAAAUCAUCAAGGUUACGAUAAUACGAUCUAAUAUACACAUCAUG
Messenger RNA from Aspergillus saccharolyticus JOP 1030-1, 2032 nucleotides. RefSeq names its product putative F-box protein (Pof7). Gene Ontology annotation, cellular component: SCF ubiquitin ligase complex. Bases 255 to 1886 code for a protein of 543 amino acids. The record is from RefSeq and is a predicted model, not a curated record. Gene Ontology annotation, molecular function: protein binding. The transcript is spliced from 2 exons. Gene Ontology annotation, biological process: SCF-dependent proteasomal ubiquitin-dependent protein catabolic process. Lineage: Eukaryota; Fungi; Ascomycota; Eurotiomycetes; Eurotiales; Aspergillaceae.